AUGUCGCACGCGCGUCUGCGGAACGCCGCGAUCGCCGGCGGCUGGUCGUCCAGGACGUCAGCGGCGGCGGUUAAAAGACCGACCAGGGACGGCGGUAGCGGGGCGCUGGUUGCGCGAGGAGUAGGGACAACGGCGGCGGAUAGGCGCGCCGUUGGCAGGCCGGUAUCCCGCUCACCGAUGCUGCUACGGCCGCUCAUUCCCUGUCGCGGUAUGGCGGUUGCCGGGUCCGGCAAGGUCCUCACCGGGGACAACGUGUUUGAGAACCUGCGCAAGAUGGAGUACGCAGUGCGGGGGCCGCUGCUCCUCAGGGCGCUGGAGAUCGAGAAGGAGCUGCAAAAGGGCGUCAAGAAACCCUUUAAAGAGGUGAUCAAGGCCAACGUGGGGGACGCUCAUGCGAUGGGCCAGCAGCCCAUCACGUUCCUGCGGCAGGUGCUGACUCUGACGGUAUCCCCGAACCUGCUGGACGACCCUAGCUACCCGGAGGACGCCAAGGAACGCGCGAAAACGGUUCUCCACGGUUGCAAGGGCGGCAGCGUGGGCUCCUACUCGGAGUCCGCUGGCAUCGAGUGCAUCCGCAAGCAUGUCGCGCAGUAUAUCCAGGAACGUGACGGCAUACCAUGCGACUAUCGCAACAUCAUCCUGUCGAACGGCGCUUCCGACGGUAUCAAGUCAUUCCUGAAGUUGUUCAACGAGAAGAUCAACGGCAAGCCAUCCGGUGUGCUGAUCCCAAUUCCACAGUAUCCUCUGUAUUCCGCGACGCUCGCAGAGUUCGGCCUCACUCAGAUCGGGUAUUAUCUCAACGAGGAGAACAAGUGGUCCUUGGACCUAGACGAGCUGGAGCGAGCCCUGAACGAGUGCAAGGGAAAAUGCAAUCCUCGAGUGCUGGUGGUGAUAAAUCCCGGUAACCCGACCGGGCAGGUACUGACGCGCUCCAACAUCGAGAACAUCAUACGCUUCGCUCAUAAGAACCACCUCUUCUUGCUCGCUGACGAGGUCUACCAGGACAACAUAUACGACAAGGACAGCGCGUUCCAUUCCGUCAAGAAGGUGAUGACGGAAAUGGGCGAGCCAUACUCGAAGAUGGAGCUCGCGUCCUUCAUGUCCAUCUCGAAAGGCUACAUGGGCGAGUGCGGGAUACGUGGCGGCUACUCCGAGAUCAUCAAUAUGGAUCCGGCGGCGAUGGCGGUGUUGCUGAAGUCGAUCUCCGCGAUGCUGUGCCCCACCGUCCUCGGCCAGGUCGUGAUGGACGUCGUGGUGAACCCACCGCGGCCGAACGAGCCAUCGUACCAGCAGUUCCAGAAGGAAAAGGCCCAAACGCUGCGGUCUCUCGCGGAGAGGUCACAGCUCGUCGUUGAUACGCUCAACAGUAUUCCCGGGUUCAGGGCGAACCCGGCGAUGGGUGCGAUGUACGUGUUCCCGCGCUUUCAACUGCCACAGAAGGCGGUCGAGGCGGCCAAAGCGAAGGGCCAAGAGCCGGACAUCUUCUACGCGUUUAAACUACUGGAAGCCACCGGCAUCUGCGUGAUCGCCGGCUCGGGCUUCGGCCAGAAACCCGGCACGUACCACUUUAGAACUACUAUCCUGCCGCAGAAGGAGAAAAUCAAAACGAUGCUCGAGAGCCUGAAGCAGUUCCACGUCAAGUUCCUCGAGGAGUACAGUUAAACCAAACAUCCCUAGACUAGUGCUGCCAAUUUCGACUAUCCGGCUACCCGAAUAUGCGAUUGCUUUCAGAUUAUAUCUGUUUAUUGUUUUUGUUAAUUUUUUCUGUUGAUUUUAUUGUUUUUGUUAAACAAACAAAGAACGAAUGAAAGUAUUAUUAUUUCAAAAUUAUAAGAUUGAAGGUAUUCUCCUAGCCUUUUUUAACAUACUAGAUACAGACGCUCGUGCUAUUUAGCUAAAUAUUGUUGCACGGAGAAAAAUCUCUGUUUACAUAGCAAAAUAAGCACCUGACUAAAAUUCGUUGGUGAGGAGAUUACAUACUGUCAGGACGCAUAACGCUGUGUGCGAUGACAGUAGCGAGUCGAAGUAAAUGACUCUCGUCGAGAUCUCGGAAAAGAGACGAGAGAUUUUUAUAGCACGCCGUUCUUUUUAAAAGGAAGAAAUUGCAUGCUUUUUUAUAAUAUUAAAUUAUAUUAAUUAUAAUAUUAAUAUAUUAAUAAGUUAUAAUAUUAAUAUAUUAACGGCUCCGCACUUUUCGGUUCAAACGCGGGCAGCCUUAUUUUAAGCGUUCGUACGCUUUCUACACGUGAAGCAACUUGCGGCUAUUCAAUUUUGUAGAAAGUACAUCAAAGCGAGGUAUCUUGGAAUGAUACGACGAGGUGAUACACGGCGAUAAAAAAAACGAUUUUUUCAGUUAUCUGGAAUAAUAUUCGUAAAUAUAAAUACGCUGGUAGCCGAAUAGUACCCGGGUAAUACCCAUGGUUUUGAGUAUUCUGGCAGUAUUCAGAUAUGGAAAUACCCGGAUCAUAUCGACAGCACUAAUCUCGAAGGGAACGAGGAUUAGACAGGCGCGAGGGAAUUGUACGAUAGGGUUUGUGCAUACUCACAUAUGAGGACUAGUCUCUCUCGUUCGAGCACGCGAAUGUGUAAUAUUUUUAUUACGGUCAAAACACCCACUGUUGAAGAUCAUUAUUCAGCGGCGUGUUGUUGCGCACCGAACUGUAUAGAAAUUAUAAAUUAUAAUCACACUCUUUCAAAUUGUA
Molecule: messenger RNA, 2702 nt
Organism: Dinoponera quadriceps
Lineage: Eukaryota; Metazoa; Arthropoda; Insecta; Hymenoptera; Formicidae
Product: alanine aminotransferase 1
Exons: 5
Coding region: 1-1662 (553 amino acids)
Biological process (GO): biosynthetic process
Molecular function (GO): pyridoxal phosphate binding; L-alanine:2-oxoglutarate transaminase activity
Source: RefSeq, a predicted model, not a curated record